CCAGAGAACCAACCUGAGGUGGCCGCGCCAAUAGAAUCCCGCCGUGCCUGCCCAGCCUGGACCUCCAGUACCUAGUUACACAACGCUUUCCCUUCACCACGCCGCAUUCUCUCGAUCCUGCAAGCACUGCAUAUAAUUUUCUCUGCUCUACUGCCUUUAUUAUUCACCACCACCUCGCCGUCCCAAACAGUACCAGCCCCUCGAAUGGUCGCGCUGCAAUGAGCCAGCAUGGUAGCAGCACCGAGCGCCCCAAGCUCGAAUACGUGCAGUACGACAGCAGUCGCGAAAACGAGUAUCUGCCGGCCAUGCGGCAGCUGAUCUCAAAGGAUCUCUCGGAGCCGUACAGCAUCUACGUCUACCGCUACUUUCUGUACCAAUGGGGGGACCUGUGCUUCAUGGCGAUGGACGACAGCGGGCAUUUGGUGGGGGUUGUGGUCUCAAAGCUUGAACUCCAUCGCGGCGCGCAGAGGGGGUAUAUAGCGAUGUUGGCUGUGCGUGAAGAAUACCGUGGACAGGGCAUAGCGACGAAGUUAGUGCGGAUGGCCAUUGAUGCUAUGAUUGAGAGGGAUGCCGAUGAGGUCGCGCUGGAAACAGAAGUCACGAACAAGGCCGCUAUCAAGCUGUAUGAACGACUGGGCUUCCUCCGAAGUAAAUGCCUGCAUCGGUAUUAUCUGAAUGGGAACUCGGCGUAUCGGCUUGUUUUAUAUUUGAAAGAGGGCGUUGGGUCGCUGGGAUUGACGUACGAUCUUCCGCCAGGCAUGGAUCCAUCGCAGGUCCCUAUGGGCUACGCGCAGGCAGGUAGCUUACCGAUUCCGAAACAAGAGAAUGGACAGAUGUUAUGAGGGUGGUCGAUGUUAUUAUGACACAGAUUAAUGGCAUUGGAGGGAUUGGUUUAUGGUAAUAAUGGGAUGGGGCUUGCAUUGGCGGAUCAUUUGAUGGUGGCAUAAAGAUACCAUGUCUUACGAAGUAACGAAUUAGAAUUUGCAUCAUUAUGGCCGAUACCCAUAGCGAAUGAUACAGAUUAUAUGUAGUCUAUUUGUGUGAAAGGUGAAGAAGUAA
Molecule: messenger RNA, 1059 nt
Organism: Talaromyces proteolyticus
Lineage: Eukaryota; Fungi; Ascomycota; Eurotiomycetes; Eurotiales; Trichocomaceae
Product: putative acetyltransferase, GNAT family
Exons: 2
Coding region: 219-842 (207 amino acids)
Biological process (GO): N-terminal peptidyl-methionine acetylation
Cellular component (GO): NatC complex
Molecular function (GO): protein-N-terminal amino-acid acetyltransferase activity
Source: RefSeq, a predicted model, not a curated record